Messenger RNA from Synchiropus splendidus (mandarinfish), 3247 nucleotides. RefSeq names its product protein FAM53C-like. Gene Ontology annotation, biological process: protein import into nucleus. The coding region runs from base 1172 to 2341 and encodes 389 amino acids. Gene Ontology annotation, cellular component: nucleus. Lineage: Eukaryota; Metazoa; Chordata; Actinopteri; Syngnathiformes; Callionymidae. The transcript has 5 exons. The record is from RefSeq and is a predicted model, not a curated record.
CAGUUGGAGGACGCUAGCUUGGAUAGAAGCUGCGCAACCCAGCUAACAUUGCACAUGUCCGGCGAAGCGUUGGCAUUGGUUCAUGUCGCCUGAGCAGCAAUAAUAGCAACCGUUACUGGUAUUGGAAGCGUGUUUUGUCUUGAAGCCAGAAACAAAGCUAGAAGUAACGGCACUUGCUUUUCUGCCUGCUGUUAAACGGGCUGCAUCAUGUUGCUGCUGUAGCUUCGGGUGACGUCCCCUGUUCUUCCAGCCAGUUCAAUAAAUCAGGAGAACUCUGUUGUGUCGCACGAGUUGCUGAAGUUGGAAUCCCAUUUGGUGUUUCGGGUGUGCUGUUCUCUAUAGUUUUCUGCUUCCCUGGUCCAGGAAAUGAUUGACAUUCCACCUCUUUCGAGUUCCAUUUUGUAAGUCGCUUUGAGUCAUGUUUCAUAGCUGACCUCGACGGCCGUGCACGAGACUGGUGCGGGUCCUGUCUACUGUAUGUUACUUCUGCCAGUGGAGAGGCGGCUGCACUGCUGACAUGUGGGUCUGGGUUAGCAAUGCAGCAUGUUGGUCUCAUGGAGCAAAAGCCCUGGAGGCCACAUCGGAAUGCUGACUGUCAUUUCAUUUCCUCCCCUCCAGCGUUAGUUUGGGUCCCACUCUUCUGCAAUUUAAGGUUUAAAAUGAUCGGUGACUACAGGAGACACUCGCUGCUUUUUGUUUUGAUUUUGAUUUGAGGGCAUGCUUUGAUGUGUCUUCAGUGUUUUAGACUUUUUUUUAUUGUCAUCUUGACUUCACUGAUGAGUCCAUCUAUUGAAUAUCGGUAACUUUAGCAACGAUUUUGACCCACAACUUGAGUCCGUUUUGGUGUGAUGGCAUUCUAGAACUCUUCAUUUUCACACCACCCCCAUGAUUUCCAUUUGUUUCUCCAUCCCCCUACUAUUCUCAACACAAACCCUUUUUUCUCAGUCUUGCCCUGAUUUCAGUUUUUUACUGCUUCCUUCGCCCCAUUAUGCACUUAUUUGGACCUGGUGGCAUCAAGAUGGUGGAGAAGUGAAGAGUCUUGUAAAGUCUGACAGGCAAGAUGACGUGAAGAAGUGGCACUGCAAACUGUGCAAGGCGUCUGACUUUUGCCACAGCACUCUGUGAAUCAUUUGGUCGCCUUCAUGUCGACCGCUGCAUCUCCCUUUCAACUAUGGUAACUCUUAUCACCGAGCAGCUCCGAAAGCAAAGUUUAGAUGAGUCAUGUCAACGGUCCUCGCCCUUCCAUGUGAAUGUGUCAUUCCCUCAAGUGGGGUCCAGUCCAACAGUUUCAUGGAGUCCACGCAAAACAACUGAAGAUGCCAGGUUAUUCUGUAAUCCAUCACCUAAAGCAGAGCCUCCAGAUGCUUCCUGUGGACAUGACUCUCUCUGGACUUCAUACCACGUUGGAGCACCACUCUUGAAACCAGAGGUUUCCAUGACAGAUGAAGCCCUCCAAAGCUCACCGCCACCACCCCCGCCCAAACGCCAAUGCCGGUCAUUGUCCGUUCCCGAGGACCUCUCCCGCUGCCGUUCCGCCUGGCAUCCUAGUGCUUUCAGGAUUUGGACCCCAGUCAGAUCUCGCUGUCAAAGUGGAAGCACUUCUGGUUCCGUUUCGUUUGCUAGCUCUUUCCCACUUUGCAGGCCCAGGUCCUCCUUUAACUCCCAAAACUCGUCGUCCAGCCCUACGUUUUGUAGCCUCGCAUUUUCAACCGACUCUCCGCUUUCAUGGGACAACUGUGACACUCUUAAUCGAGACUGCUCUACAUCUUUUGCCACCCCAUCCACCUGCUCUUCUUCACCAGCUCCUCUGAUUCCUCAGUCAGCACUCCAUCGGCGCUUCUCCCUUUCACCCUUGCACAUGCAGUCAAUGGGAUUUAUGUCCCACCAAAGCCCUCACAAAGUCUUCUCCCCUGAUAUAGAGCAGCUCACUCUUUCACCCUCUCCCAGCUCGGCCUGCAGUACACCAUCUUCUACUCGGCGCGACUUGCACCCUGCACUUCCUCGCUGCCACUCGCAGCCAUGUGACAUGCGCAAACCUCGGUUGAAACGAAGGCGUGACUCUGAAUGUUUUCCUGUGGCAAGGCCGGUCCUUAACUUCAGUAAGAUGAAACAGAUCGGCGCCGGCGAGACCGGAGAGUUUGCCAUGCCAACGUGGCCACGACCGGAGCAGCACUCCCCGUUUUCCCCUGCAGACUUUUUCGGGCGAGCUAGCAUCGGGCCGCUAAGUGAAAGUGAGGAAGACGACUGCGAUGAGGAGAAACGGACUGUUGCAGAUGGAGAAGCCAGAGUUUUUCAGCGAGACUGCUCUGAACUAGACUUGAACUUGAUAGAAGAGAACUAAGGCUGUAAUGCUAAUGAGAAUAUAGCAUUUAUAAUCUGAAGCACAGUGACAGCUCUUCAUUUAUUCUCCUUUUUGGGACCUUGUUUCAUAGUCAUCCAUUGAAUACAGAAUUAAGUGAUCAGUUUCAGUCCUGCAAACAUUGCACCUCUUGAAUGUUAAACAUUUUCUGCACUAUCAUGUUUUCGGGGGGUUUUCCCAUGACCUGAUUGAUCAAAGGAACCCUGUACAUUUACCUGAUAAUCCAAAGAAUUAUGGGGUGCAGAGUUACGGCCACCGUCAAUACGGGUUUACAUCAGCGUGUCAGGUUACUUUACAAAGACAAAAUGUUUUCUUUCAAAUCUUAAUUUUCCGUGACUGUGCGGCACAAUAUUUUUCAAUAUUGUGGAGUGCCUCUGUUUGAGGUGUAAAGAUUGUCUGUGUGAAUCGACGCACAAACAUCCAAAGCUACUGAAUUUGAAUGUAACUCGCUGGUCUUAAGCUCUUUGAAGUAUUUCCAGAGCACAUGUUAUCUGAUCUUUCUGUAAUGUUCUCUUCACUCGAACAAAUGGGUCUUUAAAACUCAAAUAUAGUGGAAGUUAGAAAUUGCCUUAAACCAAACCAUUGUAUUGGUGCUUAGCCAGUGUCAACAGACGUAUUCACAAUUCUAUUUUGCUGUGAUUUACUUCUUUUAAUGAGUGUCACAUGCACCCCGACGCUCAAUUUUUUUUUUUUUCUUCCCCCAAUUGCAGCUUUUGUUCAGAAGGCACAAUGAGGUGGACUGUACAUGUUUUGAGAGAUCGCAUACGUGUAAAACGACGAUGGUGAUGCCGAUCGUUUCAGUGGCCUUCAGCACUGAUGUACAUUGUUUUCAAAUGAAAAUGUACUAUUGCACAACUUAUGUACGAACAAAAUUCAAUAGAGAAUAUU